GUUCCACCCACACCCCCCCACGCACAUCAUCGCCCGGCACAGCAUUGCAUUCCCUCUGCCUGGUCUCUGCGUCUCCAGCCUCUUCCCAGGAAUUCUCGACAUCUCCAAGAGAGGAGCAAGGAAUGGGAGAGACACCGGAUAAACUCCGGCCCAGAAUUGCUGCCCACGAGAGAGGGCCUGGCCCCGGGAGAUACGCGCUGCCCCCAACCAUCGGCUCUGUGGGUCACGACUUCACCAGACAUGCCAACCCCGCGUACUCGUUUGGGAAGAAACACACGAGCGCACUAUAUUACAGUGACUGCAGCCCAGGACCCCAGUAUUACGUGGACCCGAAAAUCACACGAUUCGGUCAAAACGGAACUCCAGCUUACUCCAUGUUAGGCCGAGCAAAACAUUCCAGUAAGUAUUCCGAGACCCCUGGGCCAGGAGCGUACAGUGCUCCGAGCGGCCCCCCACUCAACGAGCACCGACCUCCCGCUUACUCCAUGGGCUCCCGCACCAAGUACCGGAAACUAGACAGCGUCCCGGCCCCCAAUCGCUACACUCUGCCCUCACUGCUCGGCCCCCGCGUCCCCACCAAACCCGCCAGCGCCAGCUACACCGUAUCCGGCAGAGUCCAGGCCGGCGGCUUUGCCGAGGAUCUGUCCAAGACACCGGGACCCGGCAAGUACAACAGCACGGACCCCAGUGUGUACCUGCGCCGGCCCCCAGCCUACUCAAUGCUCGGCCGCGGCCCGGAGCCCCGGAACCUCGCACAGAGACCGGGCCCCGGGGCCCACAGACCGGAGAAGGUCAACCUCCACAAGCCCAGUGUCCCCGCUUUCUCACUGGGGGUCAGGCACUCCGAGUACGUGACCCCAUUCAUCAUCGAUGUGACAGACUGACAGAGAGAGCCCAGAGACACA
Molecule: messenger RNA, 905 nt
Organism: Callorhinchus milii (elephant shark)
Lineage: Eukaryota; Metazoa; Chordata; Chondrichthyes; Chimaeriformes; Callorhinchidae
Product: outer dense fiber protein 3-like protein 2
Exons: 4
Coding region: 123-884 (253 amino acids)
Cellular component (GO): cytoskeleton
Source: RefSeq, a predicted model, not a curated record